Messenger RNA from Halteromyces radiatus, 2210 nucleotides. RefSeq lists its product as uncharacterized. Lineage: Eukaryota; Fungi; Mucoromycota; Mucoromycetes; Mucorales; Cunninghamellaceae. Bases 124 to 2001 code for a protein of 625 amino acids. The transcript has 3 exons. The record is from RefSeq and is a predicted model, not a curated record.
AAAAAAAAAGAUUAUUGAUCAUCUUUACGUUCCCUGUGUUUUUUUUUUUAAUUUGAAUGUACACAACCUAUUACUUGUACUACUUGAUCAUCAUACAAUAGAGAAGUAACAUCAAUCUUAUUCAUGACUUCACCCGAAGACCCUUUUUCUAAUGAACAAAAACGUUUGACUCGCGUGUCGAUGGCACCACUUUAUGACCGUUUAUUAAAGAUAUCCUUUCCAGAUACUGUAUCUGCUAUUGAACAUUGUCGAAAUGUAUGCGCUGAUUUUGGAUUUACUGUUAAACAAGAAGCAAGUGCUAAUAGGAAUAUAUAUGUUUAUUGCUCACGUGAAGGAUUACCCGAUUCUCAACGUAAUCCAAAACCAACUCCUCAACGAAAACGACCCUCGAAAAGAUGUGAUUGCCGUUGGCGUGUUGUUCUUUCUGAGAAUGACCAAGAACAAUGGGAAUUUCGAAAAUCAAUGAAUCCAAAUGCUUCAGAACAUAACCAUGAAAUGAUGGCUCCCAACGAAAUGGUCAAGGCUUGGCCUCCUGAAGUCAAUGAUAUGAUUAUUUAUCUUGCACAACAACGUCUACAAACUCAUGAAAUUCGUGAUACUGUCAAGCAACGUUUUCCUCACAUCUCUUGGAAUGAACGACGAUUUUACAACCGACUAACAGAAGAACGAAAACGCAUUCGUCAACGAAAUACUAUUGAAAGAACACGUCGACUUAUUUUAUUAUCUGCUCAACUUUGUGCUGUCGUGGCUGCCAAUGAAGAAUGGUCGCAAUGUGUGGAAGGGGAUCUACAUCGCAUGUUUGAAAACUUUUGCCAGCUUACUCGAUUACCUCCUGAAGCUAUUCCUUCUCUUGUGGAUUUUCAACCUGAACUUAUUCAAAAUGAAACGGACAAAUUGACUUCUACAACACAUCGACUUUCUAUUGGUAAUCUACCUGAUGAUAUGAACGAUCAACAUCAACAACAUCAUCAUCAUCAACAACAAGGCUCCCCGACAAAGAAACGAAAAGCAAAUGGAUUAAGUAAACAACAGGUUAUGGAUCAACAACAGCCACCACCUUUACCAGCAACUACGCAACAACAAAAAGGAACUCAAUGUAUUUCUAUUUCUGCCUUCAACGUGUUUGUGAGAACACAGUCUUUACGAGCAUCAUCAGAAUCCUCUCAGAGUAGUCGUCAAACAUGUGAUUCUUCUUCUGGUCUGGAAAGUCCUACACACACCAAUUCCUCCUUUGUUGGCAACAAUGGAUUAUUUUCCUUGGCUUCACCUACGUCAUCAUCAUCAUCAUCGUCGUCGUCUAUGCAUUUUAGGCAGCAACCUUUCCGUUUGGAUGUACAGUCGCGAUUGACUUCACCACCACAACAACAGCAGUCUACAAUGUCAUCACCCAACGACGCAUCCUCAUUCAUGAUGCAACAACAACAACAGCAACAACAGCAGCAACAACAGCAGCAACAACAACAGCAACAACAACAGCAACAACAACAGCAACAACAACAGCAACAGCAACAGCAACAACAACAGCAACAACAACAACAACAACAACAACAACAACAACAACAACAACAACAACAACAACAACAACAACAACAACAACAACAACAACAACAACAACAACAGCAACAACAGCAACAACAAUCCUAUGCUCUCACCAAUUUGAAUUAUAACAUGCAAGGCUCCUUUUCUCCUUAUACUCUGUCGGCUCCUUCCUUCUCUUCACCUAAUGAUAUGUCAUUUACUCUGGAUAAUAAUGGUACUGUUUCUACGACACCACAACACCCUCAUCAUUUAAUUAUUACUUCAAGAACGGAUCAUCAAGAACAAAGACCAUCCUCUGUGUUUACUGAUUUUUGUCCAUCGGUGAAAGAAGAACGGGGAUUAUACGAACGAUCAUUAUCUACGUCUGCUUACAACAAUUCUCCUUUGCCCAUGAUUCGUCCAAAUGAUCAUCCAAAUAGUGUGCCUAGUACAUCAGAAUCCAAUGCUGCUGCGUUUUAUUGAUUUUUUUUUUUCUAUAUCACCUUUUCUUUUCUGUAUGAUUCUUUUUUUUUUCUUUUAGUUAUUAUUUUCCUUUAGGACUAUUACUAUAUGCUUCUAUGAUAUUUGAAUUAUGUACACUUUUUUUUUUGCCCUUUUUUUUUAUUUAUAUAUUUACAUAUACAUUUAUAUCUUUAGCUAGCUGCCAUGUUUUUUUUUUUGUUAUCUCUCGA